Molecule: messenger RNA, 10186 nt
Organism: Paramecium primaurelia
Lineage: Eukaryota; Ciliophora; Oligohymenophorea; Peniculida; Parameciidae
Source: the annotation of a GenBank genome assembly
AUGAUAAUCUAUUUGAUUUAAUCCAUUUUUUCUCAGCAUUUGAUAAUUCGAUAAUGCUAUGAAUAACUUUUUAACCAAAAAUUUUGUAUAGAAUCAACAAAAGAUUCUUCUUGUAAUAAUAUACAACAUAUUAGGCACUUUUAAUGAAUAAUAUAAAUUAUGUCUUCCAAUUACCGAUACUAAUUAUGGAUGCAGCAUAAAUCUGAAUGAAAAAGCUUGUAUAAAUUAAUUGAGUGAUGAAUAUGGAAUAGAAUAUUAAUGUAUAUAGUUAUAUUUAUUUUAGGUGUUUUUGAUUUGAGAUGCAAAAAGGCUUCAAAAUAAUAAUUAUCUAUAUUAGGUUGCUUUGAUAAAUUCAGCAAACAUGCUUGCAUGAAUAUACGAAACCAUAAAUGCUAAUGGGAUUCCUUUUGCUAGUAUCUUUAAAAUGAAGAAGUUUAACUUCUAUCAUGUGAAUAGUAAUAUAAACUGCCUGUGACACCUUUGGUUUGUUCAUCUAUAAAGAAUUUAGAAUGUAUUAAAUUAUUUAAAAAUGAAGGUAUGAACACUGGCCUUUAAGGAGAUUAUAAAUGUGUUUCAAUACAAGAAAAUGAUUAUUCUUGGUUAAAAUGCUCAUAGUUAGGAUUAACUGAGCUAGGUUGCAGAAAAAUAAUUGCAUUUGGAGAAAAAUGUAUUUUUAUAUUUUAUUUAGGUAUUUAUAAAAAUAAUAUUUGCUAACAAGUCUCCCAUAAUGAAAUUUUAAACUGCAAUUCAAAAAUAAAUAAAUUAGCUUGUCUUUCAAUAGAUAAUCCUGAAUUUAGUUGUUAUUGGAAAAAUCAAUAGUGCUUAGAAUUUCAAUUUUUGACUGAUAAUUAAGAAAUCGUGUCUAAUGUUAAUAUAAGUGUUUGUUCUAAACUUAAUGGUCCUUAUUAGUAUGAUAAAGAAAAAUCAUAAUGUGUAAUUAUUCCUUAAGAAAAUUUUCAAUUUUUACAUUGUAAUACAAUUGGAUUAUCUAGAGAAGGUUGUUUACAAAUAAAAAAUGAAAAUUGUUCUUUUUAUGGAGGAAUAUGUUAAGAACUUAAUGAAUAAGAUCUUAAAAGUUAUUUAUGUAAUAUGGAUUUGAAUGAAAAAGCAUGUAUUAAUUUAGAAACUGAAUUUUAAUAUUGUCAAUGGAAUGGAAUUAAAUGUGAAAGAAUAUUUAUUAAUUAAGAUAUAGAUUGUCCUAUGAAUUUUGUAAAUAAAUCAAUUAAAGUUAAUGGAAAUGUAUGUUAAGCUAUAUCUAAACCUGAUAUUUUAUGUAAAUAUAAUUAAAAAACAAAUUUGUGUGUUUCUAGUUUAAUUAAUGAUGAAUGUAAUACUCCAUUUAUUAAUUUACUUGGUUGUCUUAGUAUUUAAAAUAAUAAAUAAGCAUGUUAAUGGAUUUAAAAUUAAUGUAAAUAAAUCAAAAUUGAUAUUAUAACAACAACAACUUUUGAAAAUUUAGGAUAUGCAAAUCCUUAUGCUUGUUCUUAAGUAUAUUAAAAUGAUUCAAUUGGUUGUUUUUAUGAUAAAAUUUCAUAAAAAUGUAAAUCAAUUAAUGUCGAUUUAAAUCAUAAUUCAAUAAAAAUAUUUUUAAAUAAAAUUACAUGUAAAGAUUAAUCAUUAGGAAUUAAUAAAGUUUUAUGUGCUUCAAUUACUACUGAAUUAACUCCAUGUAGAUGGCAUUAAGAAUAAUGUUCUUUUGUGAAAUAGUAGUAAAUUAUAAAUAUACCUUGUUAAUAUCUUGAAUAUGCAAACUAUUAAGUAUGUGCUUUUGUUGAAUUAGGAAAAAAAAUGUGUGGAUUUUCUUCUAAAUUCAAAGGAUGCAUUGAGAUUUUUACAGAUAAAAUCAAGAAUUGUAAUACAAAGGGAUUAAAUUAAUAUGCAUGUACAUCAAUUGAUGGGUUUUGUUACUUUGAAAAUUAUAUCUGUAAAGAUGCUAACCUAAAUUUGAAGAAUAUUAAAUGUUAUUCAAAUUAUCCUACUAAAAAAACUUGCUUAGCUGUUUAGACAGAAGGUUAAUAUUGUUAAUGGUCUAAUAGAUUAAAUUAAUGUAUAAAUGCACAUAUAGAAUAAAAUGAGAAAUGUGAAAAUUUUAGUUAAGUAAACUUCAGUGUUUGUGCAUAAGUUAUUAAUAAUUCUAAAUAAAAACCUUUUAAAGGUUAUUGCAAAUAUGAUGAAAAUAAAAAUUCUUGUUAAAUUCUAGAUAAAUAUCAAUGUACAACUAAGUGUUGUACAGAAGUUAUUGGAAUAAAUGCACAUGCUUGCAGCAAGUUUUCUGCAAAAGAAUUUGAAUCGGAUUAUUGUUAUUUUAAUAAUUUAAGAUGCUAAGAAUUAACUAAAGAUAUUGUAGACAUCAAUGACCCAAUACAAGUCAAAUUUUAUUUUAAUGAGUUAAAAUUACCAUGCUCAUCUAUGACUAAAAAGACUUGUCAUAUGAUUGAUUGGUCAGAAAGUCAAAGAUGCUUUAGUGAUGGAGAAAUUUGUAACCAUUUUGAAACAUAUCAUUAUUCAAAUAUAAAAGAGUUGAUUAAUAAUAAAACAAUUUUUAAUAAAUUUGCUUGUUUAUCAGUUGAAGCAAAAUCUAAUAAUGAUACUGAAUUCAAAUAUUUAACCUAUGAUGAUGAAAAUAAAACAUGCAAAAUAUAAACUAAAAUUGAAUAUAAGAGUUGUGAAGAAGUAGAGGGAAAUAGGAAUGUUUGUAUGAAAUAUACUGAAAAAUUAUAUUGUAAAUGGAAUGCUGUUAAAUUAAAAUGUGUUACAAUUUCUUUUUAGGAGCUUUAUGAAAUGAAAAGUUGUGAGUUAAAUUAAAAUAUAGAAGCAUGCUAUGAAAAUUAAUAUCAAAAUUGUUCUUAUGAUAAUUAUUCUGAUAUGUGUAUAGCUUUUAAAACAGAUUAUAUAGUUGAAAAAUAAUAUAAGAUAGAAUCUGUAUGUAAAUAAUUAACAGAUUAACCUUAUAAAUUUGUUUUUGAUAAUAAAUGUGUUGUUUUAUUAAAUAAAUUUCCAAAUUGUGGUGAAAAUAAUAUCAAUAAUUUAGCAUGUUAUAUGAAUUCUUCUGGAGAAUGUAGAUGGAAUCCAGAAUCAUUGACAUGCUAUUAAAAUGAAGAUGAAAUUAACCAAUUAAGUUGUUCUGAUAAUUUGAAUAAAGUUCUUUGUAAAUUAGUUACUAAAGAAGCAUGUGUUUGGAAUGAGAAUAAAAAAUAAUGUUAAUCUAUAGAAAAAAUGAUUAAUAGUGAUUCAAAUAACGAAUAAAAUGAAGUAGCUUGCUUAUAAAGAAAUAAAGUAGGCUACUAAUAUGAUUCAUAAAAUCAUGAAUGCAAAUUAAUCGAUAAAUAAUUAAAUUGCUCAGAUAAAAAAAUAAAUAAGUUUGCCUGUCUAUUUUUGACUAAAGGAUCUAAAUGUUAUUAUAAUAAUGGGGAGUGUUUAGAUUAUCAAUCUGAUUAAACUAUUUGUGAUUCUGGAACUGAUAUCAAUAUCGAAGUUUGUAUGGAUAUACCUAAACCUUGUUUUUUUAAUAUUGAUUCAUUAAAAUGUGAAAAUGCUAAAAUUGAAAAAGAUACAACCUGUUAAGAUUUAAAUGAAAAAAGACAUUUCAAUAAAAUAGCUUGUUCAUCUAUUAGUAUGGAUUUAACAUAGGGUUAUGGAAAUGAAUAAUGUUUAAUAGAUACUGAUCAAUCAUAAUAAUGUAAUUAUUAGAAAUAUUGCUAUUGGGAUAUAGCAAUAUAUACUUGCAAUAUUUAUAAAUUGGUGGAAUCAUUCUUUGAUAAAUCAUUUCAUGAAUAAAUAAUGAAAAACUUAUGGGUUUUUAAUGAUACUUAGGAAUUAGAAUAUACGAAUAGCACAAAUGAUUGUUCUUAAUAAAUUAUCAUAAAAGAUGGAAAAUAACAAUUUAAAGAUUAAAAUAAAUAUGGUAUAUGCAAAAAUACUGGUAAAAGAUGCUAACAUAACUCAGAAUGCAAUUAAAUCACUUAUUAUUAAAAACCCAAAAACAUAAUAGAGGCAUAGGCAUUGAAGGAGGAUAAUUAAAAAAAUUUUAUAUAUCUUAAUGAUACUUGUAUUGAAUAUUGCGAACCAGUUGAUCAGGAUUGUUAAGACUAAAACAUAUCAACAAUUAAACUUGAUUUCUUAAUAAAUGGUUAAUAACUAAAAAAAAUCUGCUUACCAAAACUCUUUUACGAUCAUCAUCCUCUAUGUAUUAAUUUUAAUAAUACAUUAUUAAAUUGUGACAAUAUAUACUCUAAAGCCCUUUGUUUAUAAAAUGAAUAAUGCUAUUUUGAUAUCAACUAAGGUGGUUGUAGAUAAUUAACAGGAAAUGAACAUAAAUUGCCAAGUUGUUCAGCAAUUUAAAAUAAAUGUAAAACAAGUUACUCAAGAAAUGCUAUCUGCUAAGAAUUGGAAAAAGAAUCAAACAAUAAAUGCUUCUCCAAUCAAAUUGGCAGAAUAUAAUGCUAAAAUAUUAUAAAUUAAAAAAAAUAUGGAUACUUUAAAAAUUGCUCCAAAAUCCAUGAGAGUGUUGCUUAACCAAUUUUAUGUGCAAAAGCUUAAGAUAUUUGUAGAUUUGAUGGAGUAAAAUGUGUUAAUACAAUAGUUGAUCCAUGUUAAUGUGAUAAAAGUUAUAGUAAAUAAUUAUGUGAAAAAUGUGGUUGUGAUUUUAUGUUUUUAGGUUAUUGUUAAUAAUAAAAAGAAUUGGCUCCUUAAAUAAAUGAAGAUUGCUCAAAUAAAUAUUAUUUAUGUUAUGAAGUUACAGAAUUUGUAUAUAAUAAUAAAUAAAAAGUUUGUGGUUUAGUUGAUUAAGCUUGUAAAUUUACAAAUAAAUGUGAAGAUGCAACUCAUUCUACUUGUAAUGAAUUAAUAGGACUUGUUGUAUCUUAAUAAGCAUGUAUUAGAUGUUAAGGUUAAGGAAUGAUAUAUGAUAGUAUUAAUCAAUUAUGUAUACCUUUAAUUGAAAAUAUAAAUGAAUGUGAAAAUUUAAAUAAAUAAGGUUGUUUAUAAUAUACAAGAAAUAUUAAAUGUAAAUGGAAUAAAAUUAAAUCUUUAAAAUGUAAUUAAUAUAAAUAUGAAUGUUAAAAUAUUUAAAAUAUAGAAUAAACAGAUAAAUUAGAUUGUUCUAUUUUAAAUUAUGAUAGUUGUAAUUAAGAAUAAUAAAAUAAAUGUUGGUUUAAUAUAGAAACAUAAUUAUGUAUAAAAUAUAAUCCAUUAAAAGGACAAUGUAAUACACUUAAAAAUAAAUCAUUAUGUAAUUUAUCAAUGGUUUAAUCAUGUAUAUGGAAUGGUAAUAUUUGUUAAAUCUCAUUAUAAAAUUAACGAUGUGAAGGUUUAAAUAAAUUUGGAUGUUUAAAUUUUUAAGAUAAACCUUGUCUAUGGUCUUAACUUAAUUAAACAUGUAAAUAAGCUAAUUUAAAUGAUUAAAUUAAUAAUUGUAAUUAAUUUGACAAUUAUGAAAUGAAUGCUUAAACUUGUACAUAAAUUAAUACUUAAAACAAAUAAAGUUGUAUAUUAGGUAAAAAUUAUAAAUGCAGAUAAAUUAUAGAAUCUAUAUUAUAUGAUUGUGAAACUGCUGGAUUAAAUUAAUAAGCUUGUAUUCUAAAAACUAAGAAUUCAUGUGCAUUCAAAAAUAAUAAAUGUAUUUCCAUUCAAAAUUUAAAUGAAGGUUGUUAACCUUAUUUAAACAGACUUGCUUGCUUGAGUUAAAAAUAAAAUUGUUAAUAUGAGAAAAAUUCAUGCUCAGAAUUAGAAAUCAAUAAUUAUGAUGAAUUAUUUAAAAAUGUUAAUAGGUAAUAUUCAAACUAAUUAUGCAAAUAAUUUGACAAGAAGGGAAAUAGUUUAAUAUAUUCUUAAAUUUUAGGAAGGUGUUUAGAAAUCCCUUAAUAGAAUGCAAUAAUUUCUGAUUGUGGAACAAUAGGUAUCAAUAAAUUUGCUUGCUUAUCCAAUACUAAAGGUUUAUGCUAAUAUAUAGAUUCUGAAUGCAAAAUUAUUUAAAAAGAAUAAGUUAAAUCAUGUGAGGAAACUUUAAAUUGGGUAUCUUGUAUUAAUAAUAAUUUAAAAUGCAAAUUUGUGUAAUCUAAAUGCUAACCAUUUUCAAAAGAAGAAUCCUGUAAAAGUUUAGAAACAGAAAAAGCAAUCAUAAAUUAUAGGGUUUGUGCCAAUACAGUAGACAUACCUUGCAAAUACGAUAGUAAUACAUUUAGUUGCAAAGAAGUAAAUGAUCAAUUUGAAAUGUGUUCUGCACUUGGUUUAAAUUAAAAAGCUUGUAUUUUUAAUACUUCUAAAUCAAGAUGCAAAUUUGAAUUAAAUGAGUGUAAAAUUGAUAAUUAAAAUGCUAAAUGUACAGAUAUGAUAAAUGAAAUGAAAUGUUUAAAUAUAAAAGAAAAAAAUUGUUAUUUUGAUAAAAUAGAUGGAUGCAAAAAAAUAUCAUUAAAAUUGAAUUAAUAAAAUUGUGAACAUGCCAGUAGAUUUAUUGAAUCUACUUGUUCACAAAAGCCUUGUAUAUAUGAUAAAUAAAUUUAAUAAUGUAAAGAUGUUUAAUUGGAUGAUGAUGAUUUUAUUUGGUCUAAUAAGGAUUCAUUCAAUAAAUAGGCUUGUAUGAUUUUUGAAAAUAAAUAAACAUAUUGGGAUGACGGAUGUUUUGAAGUAACAGAAGAAAUGCUUUAAAUUUUAAAAUGUGGUGAUUAACUUAAUAAAUAAGCUUGUUUAAAUGUGAAGACUCAAUUCUAAUUUUGUUUAUUUAGAGAUGGUAAAUGCCAAGCUUAUAAUAAUGAUAAUUGUGAAAAAAUUAGUGAUAUCAAUAAUGGAGUAAUUUGCUCUCUAACUAAAAAUUAAGAAUGCAAAUAUGAUUCAUUUAAAUCUAAAUGUGAAAUAGUUGAGUAAAAUUCUAAUGAUUUGAACUGCAAUGAGAAAGCAUAAUAGUUUUAUAAUAAAGAAGCAUGUGAAAAAGAUGAAUAGUGUAUAUUUAUUGGUUACUGUAUAUAAAAAGAUCCAAAUACAAUGUAUUAUUGCAAAUAAGCUUAAACAAAUAAUUAAUGUAAAACUGUACUUUUAGAAGACUGUUAUUUUGAUAAUUCUUCAAAUUAAUGCUUACUUAUUACAAAUCAAAUAACAAAAAUAACUUGUUCUGAAGUAUAAAAUAAAAUUAGCUGCAUUAAAUUUUAAAUUGAAGGCUAGAAUUAUAGAUUUUAUAAUUAUGAAUGCAAAUAAAAUAGCAUUGAGGAAUAUUCAAAUAAAAAGUAUUUUGAUAUUUCAUUAAUUAACAAUUUUUAGUUUUGUGAAUAAAUUACAGAUACUGCGUUUGGUUAUAAUUCAUAAAUUCAUACUUGUAUUGAAGUAAAGUAAGAAUCCUAAGAUUUAACAUGUCCAAAAGACUUAAAUAUAAAGAAAUGUAUACCUUUAAAUUCAAAAAGGAAUUAAUGUAAAUUUUACAAGUACUAAUAAGAGAUAAAUGAAGAUAUAUUUAAUUGUAAUAUAAGUGAAAUCGAAUGCUGUUAAAAAGCUAAAGAUUAAAGAUCCUGUUUAUAUUAGACUAAAUUUAAAUGUUAAUGGAAUGAUAACUGUACUUAAUAUAUUCAAUAAUAAAAUAACAUUUUAUGUGAUUAAAUAAAAAAGGCAUCAAAAUAAGUGUGUUUUUCAUAGUCUGAUAAUUUUUGUAUUUUUGAUAUAGUAAAGUUGGGAUGUAAAAAGAUUGAAAGUGUAUCAAGUUGUGAUUAAGUUUAAAGUAAAGAAUAAUGUAGAAGAAUAACAAUAAUGCCAUGUUUUUGGAAUGAAGAUGAAUGUUAAUACAAAGAAAAAAGUUUAUCAGAUACUUGUUAAGAUAUUAAUAAUAAAUAUGGUAAUUUACAAGCUUGUAUUUAAGUUGAGAAAUAAGGAUAAAUGUGUGCUUUUAUAAAUUAAUAAUGUCAAUCAUUUGUUGAAAUUGAAAGUAACAACAACUGUCUUGAUUAUAUUAAUAAAAAUGCAUGUUUAAAUUAAACAUACUCAUAAUGUUUUUGGGAUUCAACUGAAUCAUUUGUAUACAAUAUUAAAACAAAUAUCACUAAUGAUAAUAUUGGAAAUAAAUUAGGAUCAUGUUAGAUAUUUAUAAAAUAAGAUGAAAGUGAUUGUGAAAACAAUUUAAGUUUUUAAUCUUGUUUAAGAAUAACAAAAUAAGGAGCAUAUUGUUAAUGGAAAGAUGGAUUAUGUUAGAAAGUUUAAGAGGAUAAUUUAUUUAUUUAAGAAUUAUCUAUAAGAGGGUUAGUUAACAGCAACGUUUGUCAUUUAAUUAAAGAUAUGGGGGUUAUUUAUGAUGAAUAAGUAUAUAAAUGUGUCUAAAGAUAUAAUAAAGAUCAUCUAUCUUGUAGUUCUCCAAAACCUGGUAUGAAUAUUGUGGCAUGUCUUUAAAUAAAAUAAAAAAAAGAACUUUGUAUUUGGGAUUAUGAAAAGAAAAUCUGUUAUAACCUAAGAAAAUAAUAGAAUAAUUUUAGAAAUUAAACAAAUACUGCAUAUAAAAAUGAAUUAUAAGAAACAUGUUAUAAAUUAGGUAUCAAUCCUGUAUACUGUUCUGAAAUUGAAUUAGAAUAACCUUGUGGUGGUAUGAAAGAAGGAUGUGAUUAUGUUGAUUUAAAUGUUGUGAAAUGUGAUCAUUUAGGAUUAAAUAAGUAUGCAUGUAUAAAUGUAAAGACUUAACCAUGUAUUUGGGUAAAAGAUGAUGAUGAUUUCUAUCAUUGUGAAGAAAGGAUACCAGAUGGUAAAUGUGAAGACAAUAAUGGGAUUGUAAAUCCUUUGUUAUGUAGUAUGGUAGAAGAAUAUGAUCCCUGCUCAUAUGAUUCUAAUAGCCAUACUUGUAAAAAGCCUUAAACUAAUUUAGAUAGUUGUGAUGUUGAAGGUAUCAAUGCAUAUGGAUGUAUAUAAAUAAAAAAUUGUUUUUUUUUAAAUUAGACUUGUCAAUUUUUUGAUUCUAAUAACAAUCUAUAAUGCAAAGAUGCUUACUUUGCUAAUUAAUCAGUUUGUUCUUAAAUUAAAAAUGGAGGAUGUAAAUAUAAUUAAUUAGGAUUUGGAUGUAUAGAAUCAUCAUUUGAGGAUUUUUGUUCUAGUGAAGGAAUAAAUAUGGAUGGAUGUAAUAAAAUAGAUAAUUGUUAAUGGAAGAAUGAAUAAUGUUAAUGCAAAAUGAUAUUGGAAUAAUAAAAAGAUUGUUCAGAAUAUUAAGAUUAUAUAAAUUGUAAUAAAUCAAGUAAAUGUUAUUUUGAAUUUUCUUAAUUUUAAAAUAAUAAAGGUAUUUGUAAAGAAUAGUAUUGUGGUUAUUAAAAUCAGUGUAAUUAUCAAUUAGAAAGUGGUCAAAUUUGUUAUUAAGAUUUUGAUGGAAAAUGUAAUGAAGCUAAUUCAUGUAAUGAAAUAAUAAAUUCUUAAUUGGAUUGUUUUAAUUUUGUUUUUGAUAAGAAAUAAUGUGUAAGUGAUGAUAGUAAUGCUUGUAUCAAAUUUGAAAAUUGUGAAAAAUUAAAUAAAAUAUAAUGUAUUAAAUAUACUAAAGAUUGUAUUUUAAUAAACACAUGUGUUACAAAAUAAUGUCAUCAUAUUAAGGAUAAAUAAAGUUGUAUUUAAUUUAAUUGUACUUGGUUUGAUUAAAACUGUAAAGUAUAAAUAGAAUGUUCUGAAAUUCUAAUAGAAAAUGAUUGUAAUAUUAAUUAUUAUAAUGGAUUACAAUGUUCAUGGCAUUAAAUUAGUAAUGAUAAUUUAAACAAUGGAUUUUGUACUUCAUAUGGAUGCAAUUAUCUUUAAAAAAAUUUAUAAUGUAAUGGAAUUUAAGUACAAUCUAGUAUUUGUCUCUAAAUUUAUAAAAAUAUUUGUUUAUCUUGUGAAUAAAUUUUUGAUGCAUGUGAAUGUAUGAAUAAUGUUGAGUAUUGUCAAUAUGAUAUUAAUUAGAAAUAAUGUAUUUCUUAAACAUGUGAAAGUUACAAUGAAUUAACUUGUCCUCAUACUCGUUGUAAAUUCAAUAAAUAAUACAAUGUAUAAAUAUAAUAUAAAUAUAUAGAUUUGUAUUCCAUAAUGUUAAUACAAUUACAAUAAAAAACAAUGUUAAUAUUUAAAUAUAUGUAUUUGGGAUCAAUUAUAUACACCACCUUGUUUUGAAAUUGAAACAUUUAUAGACACUCCUGAAUAUGUUUAUGUGACAUUUAGUUUAAUCAUAUUUUAUUAGGUAAUGUUUUACACAAUAUUAUUAAUUUGA